CCGCCGCGACGGGCAGCCGGGCUCGGCGGCCGCCGGAUCGGGCCCCUGCCCCCUCCGCCUCGUGUCUCCGGCGCCGGGCGGCCGGCGAGUCUGGAGCCCGCGCCGUCGCCGGCCGCGUCCCCCGGGCAUGGAAGGAGGCGGCAAGCCCAACUCCUCGUCCAACAGCCGGGACGAUGGCAACAGCGUCUUCCCCACCAAGGCGCCCGCGACGGGCGCGGGGCCGGCCGCGGCCGAGAAGCGCCUGGGCACCCCGCCGGGGGGCGGCGGGACCGGCGCGAAGGAGCAAGGCAACUCCGUGUGCUUCAAGGUGGACGGCGGCGGCGGCGGCGGCGAGGAAUCUGCCGGGGGCUUCGAGGACGCCGAGGGGCCCCGGCGGCAGUACGGCUUCAUGCAGCGGCAGUUCACCUCCAUGCUGCAGCCCGGGGUCAACAAAUUCUCCCUCCGCAUGUUCGGGAGCCAGAAGGCGGUGGAGAAGGAGCAGGAAAGGGUUAAAACUGCAGGCUUCUGGAUUAUCCACCCUUACAGUGAUUUCAGGUUUUAUUGGGAUUUAAUCAUGCUUAUAAUGAUGGUUGGAAAUCUGGUCAUCAUACCAGUUGGAAUCACAUUCUUUACAGAACAGACAACAACACCAUGGAUUAUUUUCAAUGUGGCUUCAGAUACAGUUUUCCUUUUGGACUUGAUCAUGAAUUUCAGGACUGGGACUGUCAAUGAAGACAGUUCUGAAAUCAUCCUGGACCCUAAAGUGAUAAAGAUGAAUUAUUUAAAAAGCUGGUUUGUGGUUGACUUCAUCUCAUCAAUCCCAGUGGAUUAUAUCUUUCUCAUUGUAGAAAAAGGAAUGGAUUCGGAAGUUUACAAGACAGCCAGGGCACUUCGCAUUGUGAGGUUUACAAAAAUUCUCAGUCUCUUGCGUUUAUUACGACUUUCAAGGUUAAUUAGAUACAUACAUCAGUGGGAAGAGAUUUUCCACAUGACCUAUGAUCUUGCCAGCGCUGUGGUGAGAAUUUUUAACCUCAUUGGCAUGAUGCUGCUCCUCUGCCACUGGGACGGCUGUCUUCAGUUCCUGGUACCACUGCUGCAGGACUUCCCACCAGAUUGCUGGGUGUCUCUAAAUGAGAUGGUUAAUGAUUCUUGGGGAAAGCAGUAUUCCUACGCACUCUUCAAAGCAAUGAGUCACAUGCUGUGCAUCGGCUAUGGAGCCCAAGCCCCAGUGAGCAUGUCUGACCUGUGGAUCACCAUGCUGAGCAUGAUCGUCGGGGCCACGUGCUACGCCAUGUUUGUCGGCCACGCCACGGCUCUAAUCCAGUCUUUGGAUUCCUCAAGGCGGCAAUAUCAAGAGAAGUAUAAGCAAGUGGAACAAUACAUGUCGUUCCAUAAGUUACCAGCUGAUAUGCGUCAGAAGAUACAUGAUUAUUAUGAACACAGAUACCAAGGCAAAAUCUUUGAUGAGGAAAAUAUUCUCAAUGAACUCAAUGAUCCUCUGAGAGAGGAGAUAGUCAACUUCAACUGCCGAAAACUAGUGGCUACAAUGCCACUUUUUGCUAAUGCGGAUCCCAAUUUCGUGACUGCCAUGUUGAGCAAGUUGAGAUUUGAGGUGUUUCAACCUGGAGAUUAUAUCAUAAGAGAAGGAGCUGUGGGUAAAAAAAUGUAUUUCAUUCAACAUGGUGUUGCUGGUGUCAUCACAAAAUCCAGUAAAGAAAUGAAGCUGACAGAUGGCUCAUACUUUGGAGAGAUUUGCUUGCUGACCAAGGGACGGCGCACUGCCAGUGUUCGAGCUGAUACAUAUUGUCGUCUUUACUCACUUUCUGUGGACAAUUUCAAUGAGGUCCUGGAGGAAUAUCCAAUGAUGAGAAGAGCCUUUGAGACGGUUGCCAUUGACCGAUUAGAUAGAAUAGGGAAGAAAAAUUCAAUUCUCCUGCAAAAGUUCCAGAAGGAUCUGAACACGGGUGUUUUCAACAAUCAGGAGAACGAGAUCCUGAAGCAGAUUGUGAAACACGACAGGGAAAUGGUGCAGGCAAUCCCUCCCCUCAGUUACCCUCAGAUGACCGCCCUGAAUUCCACCUCUUCAACUACUACCCCGACCUCUCGCGUGAGGACACAGUCGCCGCCGGUGUACACAGCCUCCAGCCUGUCCCAUAGCAACCUGCACUCCCCCAGCCCCAGCACCCAGACCCCGCAGCCGUCAGCCAUCCUCUCGCCCUGCUCCUACACCACCGCUGUCUGCAGCCCGCCUGUACAGAGCCCGCUAGCCACUCGAACUUUCCACUAUGCCUCCCCCACGGCGUCCCAGUUGUCCCUCAUUCAGCAGCAGCAGGUUCAGCAGCCACCGCAGCCCCAGCAGCCGCCCCAGCCUCCACAGACCCCCGGCAGCUCCACACCGAAAAACGAAGUGCACAAGAGCACGCAGGCGCUCCACAACACCAGCCUGAGCCGAGAAGUCAGGCCCCUCUCUGCCUCGCAGCCCUCGCUGCCCCAUGAGGUCUCCACCCUGAUCUCCAGACCGCAUCCCACUGUGGGCGAGUCCCUGGCCUCCAUCCCUCAACCCGUGACCACGGUCCACGGCUCGGGCCUGCAGGCAGGGGGCAGGGGCACCGUCCCCCAGCGCGUCACCCUGUUCCGACAGAUGUCGUCGGGCGCCAUCCCCCCCAACCGAGGAGUCCCCCCGGCCCCCCCUCCACCAGCAGCCGCUCAUCCGAGGGAGGCGCCCUCAGUCUUAACGACAGACCCAGAGGCAGAAAAGCCACGAUUUGCUUCAAAUUUAUGAUCCCUGCUGAUUGUCAAAGCAGAAAGAAAUACUCUAACGAACUGAGGCGCUUCUCAGAUCUGAUUUUAUUCUAUCUCCUGAUAGAUCCCUCUAGCCUACUAUGAAGAGAUAUUUUAGACAGCUCUGGCCUACAUGCAAAAUGUAAAAAAUAUAUAUAUAUAUACAUAUGCUAUUAAGUCUAUAUCUGAAAAUCUCAAGAGAAGUUCAAAAGACUUGUUUAGCAUUCAGUGUUAUAUGUCUUCCUUUCUUUAAAUCAUUAAAGGAUUUCAAAUGUUGUUGUAAGAUUAUUUAUUUUUGACCUACUUUUACUUAAUUCCUUUGAUACAUGUAUUUCUCUAUUUUAUGAAGAGUUCUUGGAUUCUGUGGAAACAAAACUCUGAUUUUAAAAAGGCAACUCAAGUGAGCUGAAUAGCACCAAUCAAAACUUUUCUCAUUAGCUGUGUCUCUGCAUCUAAAUUGUUAAUCAUUAAUUAUGUAGGAUUAAAUAGCAGAUCCCAUUUUCUAAAUCUAAAUUGUAUUUUGGUGCUUUGAAUUUUAAAUUAGGUUAAAGAACACACCAUAUGCUUGGCCAUGGUAGGAGACUAGCAUUGGCUAUGAUCUCUAUAGUCAUAGAGAUAUGACUAUCUCUAACCUCAAACAUGUUCACUGAUCUUUCAGAAAGCUGAAGGGAUAUUUCUCUUCAAGUGUUAUCAGACUUUUACCAAGACUCAAUCAAUGUUAGCUGUAAAUAACUGUUUCAACCCAAAUAAAAAUAGUUCUUCUGUGCUGUAUGAAGGUAAAAGUCAUUGUUUAAGAAUUUAGUUUUACUGCUUCACUUCAAAACUUAGAGUUUUAAAUUUUACAAAACCUAAUUGUGACAACUAUUCAACUGUAAUGCAAUGGCUUGAAACCUACAAUAUUAUUUUAACCUGCAAUGUUUUAUGCAAAAUUGUAUGCUUGGUUCUACAAAUUGCUUGUAUUAUACCAAAAAUCAUUACUUUUCUUCUUUCUUGCCAUAAUCAAGCAUCUGAAAAUAGGCCCUGCAUGCUUUGGGGGGAAAAAAGUAGGUUCAAAGCAGUCAUUGUAGGGGAAAGCUUACAGUAUUUCUCAUUUCUAGAAAAGUAUAACCAUUCAUUAAUUGCCUAUCUUAAAAUUCCUGUAAGGCUGACUUGGAUCUCUGACUUAAGUCUAGAAGUGAGGUUUUCACUUUCAUUUAAUGUUAUUAUUAUCUUUAUCAUUUAAAUGACAAUUUGUAAACUACAGCUUGAUUUGGAGUUGCCAGUGUGUUCUGUGUCUUUCACUGUAGUUGGUAGUUUACUGUGGUGUUAAUUUAAAAAAAUAAAUACACUAUAGCAUCACCUGUUUGGGAACAUACACUUUGCUCUUUGUGUAUUGUUAACUAAAUGGUUAGUAAAUCUUAAGGAAUGUGGUGACUAACAUAGUCCUUAGAAACGAGGUUUGUUAUUUUAAAUGUGCUGAAAAAAGUACAGACCUGGUGACAUCAAGCAGGAGGUCAAAGUCAAUGUCUGAGAGCAUCGGGUAUUUUUGUUUGUUUGUUUGUAUGUUUCCUUAACUCUGUUCAUGAUCUGUGAACAUCUGCUUCUUCUCAAAGAAGUCCCUUAGAAAUCAUUUGUGCCUAACACACCCCUCGGAUAUGGUGGAUGACUGGAACACAAUUGGAAGAUUCCCAAUAACAGACUUCUGUAAAUAACCCAAGUUAAGAGAAUGACCUAAAGUGGAGGUCUUCCGUGUCUCUGACACUGGCAAUGCAUUUAAGAAGAACUUAACAGAAAUCGUGCACGAAAUGGGGCAGGGCCUCCAGAUAGACUUGAGGACAGAAAACAAAAGCAAAACUCUAAAACGGAUCCAUGCUGCCUGUUAUGCCUUUUAUGGAUAUACUACUUAUAAUACCAAAAUGAGUUGUUAUGUUUAAUUUCUAACAAAUUCUAGCUUGUGUGAAAGGAAUCAACAGUGCUAGACAAUGUGUAAUUGUGAACAUGCUGGUGACCUAUGAUGGAGUGUCAGGAGUGGUGUAAGAAAGGGCUUGUUUAGUCUACCUAGGACCUAUGGGGAAGCUGCAAGACCAUUUACAUAUCAGUACAAAACUCCUUUAUUUUAUUAAAAUACUGAUAAUUAACUUCAAUUUAUUAAGAUCAUUAUUGGUCCUUUAAAGUAUUAAAGGUUUACAUUUGAUAGAACCAAUGGGUUUGGUAGUGAAAUAUUUUUAUAUAUAUAAAUGUUUGGUUUUUUAUUUUGAACACUGUUGAGAAACAUAAGCAAAAUUGAAUUGCAUGGUCUUUCAGUGCAACCAUCACGUUUUUAUUCACUUUGUAAUAGAAUGGACAAAAAAACCCUAAGGUUUAUAUGUUAAACUAAUAAAGUGGUACAGGGUAAAUUAUAUACAUAUAUAUGUAUGAAUAUAUAUACUUAGGGUAAGAAGAAAAUUGACUCACAUUCCUGUAACAUAAAAGUUCAUUACUAAUUGAAAAGUGACCACUUUUCUCUGUACAUAGUUAAGCCCAUAAGUAUGGAGUUUUAAACUGUACAGAAAGAAAUGUAUUACUGAAAAGACUGAUCUUUCUGCUGCUGGGAAAAUAGUAGAAUAGCUGAUUCUUACAACAACUGUAUGAUCAGGGAUGAAUUAGAGAAUUUCUUUUGUCUUUGCUCAAAGCCAUACAUAUAUAAAUAUAUAUAAAGAUUAUUAAUAAAUUCAACAAAAAAUAAACUAAAAUCAUGAAUAUUUUAUUUUAUCAAUAUACACUAGUCAAACACUUUAUUUAAGAGUAUAGAUUUGCCCCUGUCUUUCUGUCUUUAUGUCAUAAGAUGUCCAAGAAGGCUUUUACUUGAUAAUCAUCAUAAAAUUAAUUAUAGGUAUUCUCUCACUAUAGAAAGAAAAGAACUUAAAUAGAACAUGGAUUUUCCAGCUAUCCCUGUGUUUUUUUCCUCUUCUAUAAUGUACAAGUUGAGUUUUUUUUCUUCUUCAUGCUGUACUUUCUUAGCAUGUGGUUUUAUCCAAUUUCAAAACACAAAUAUUUCUGUGCUUUAUUGGAUAUGGGGAUGAGAAAUCAUUGCCCUAUAAUUUACAUAUGCAAACCUAUUUUAUGAUAGCCAUCAGCCUUCUAAAGACUUUGGAUAGUGACAGAACCUCCGUAUGCAAUGAAUGAAUUUUGAAUCAGACCUAAAAGCUUGAGACAGCGUAUAUUACAAUGAGUGAAGGAUUCGCAAAAGUGUUAAACAAAAUUAGCAGGAGUGGAAAUACUUUAUAAUCAUCAAGUAAAUGGCCUGUCUCCCCGUCUCUGUCACCACUCCUUAAGUGAAUGCUGCCUCCCUUUCCGUAGGUGGCUGUUUUUCCAUUUACAAAAAAAAAGAACGUAACAUCUGCAAGACACUACAAAGUACUCAGUCAAAUUGCUAGAAUAAACUAAUGGACUUGGGUGAUU
Molecule: messenger RNA, 6180 nt
Organism: Cervus elaphus (red deer)
Lineage: Eukaryota; Metazoa; Chordata; Mammalia; Artiodactyla; Cervidae
Gene: HCN1
Product: hyperpolarization activated cyclic nucleotide gated potassium channel 1
Exons: 8
Coding region: 128-2761 (877 amino acids)
Biological process (GO): potassium ion transport; transmembrane transport
Cellular component (GO): membrane
Molecular function (GO): voltage-gated potassium channel activity
Source: RefSeq, a predicted model, not a curated record